CGUCUCUUAACAGACGAACUCGAACCCCGCGUGUCAACUAUCUUACAGUCGGAUCCCCGUGGUGAGUCCUAACUCCAAGUCCCAACACACACCACACUGGAAACAGAGGGAGAGAGAGAGGAAUAAAGCAGAGGGAGAGAUGGGGGGAGAGCUUGUAGAGACUAGAGAGAGAGAAGGCAAGGCCUGCAUCCCCAUGUCCUCUGCUACUGCUAUAUAAGACCCGCACGCCUCUACUUGCUUAUCCCCCACCUUGGUCUCAUGCUUCGGUCCACGCACCCACCCAGCCCCACCAGCGGCAGCGGCGGCUCGGGGGCGCCGGCGUCCAGCUCCGGCAAGAAGAUGGUCGACCCUGGCGGCGCGGGCAGCGGCGGCGGGGCGCCGAGCGGCGCGAAGCUGCUGCAGAUCCUGAACGUGCGGGUGGUGGGCAACGGCGAGCGCGUGGUGGUGCUGUCCCACGGCUUCGGGACGGACCAGUCGGCGUGGAGCCGCGUGCUGCCGUACCUGAUCCGAGACCACCGCGUGGUGCUCUACGACCUCGUCUGCGCCGGCAGCGUCAACCCGGAGCACUUCGACUUCCGCCGCUACAACACCCUCGACUCGUACGUGGAUGACCUCCUCUCCAUCCUCGACGUGCUCCGCAUCCCGCGCUGCGCCUUCGUCGGCCACUCGGUGUCCGCCAUGAUCGGCAUCCUCGCCUCGAUCCGCCGCCCCGAGCUCUUCGCCAAGCUCGUCCUCAUCGGCGCCAGCCCCAGGUUCUUGAACGACCGGGACAACGACUACCACGGCGGGUUCGAGCUGCCGGAGAUCCAGCAGGUGUUCGACGCGAUGGCAGCCAACUACUCCGCGUGGGCGACGGGGUACGCGCCGCUGGCGGUGGGCGCGGACGUCCCCGCGGCGGUGCAGGAGUUCAGCCGCACGCUGUUCAACAUGCGCCCGGACAUCUCCCUCCACGUCUGCCGCACCGUCUUCAACACAGACCUCCGCGGAGUGCUGGGAAUGGUGCGCGCCCCCUGCGUGGUGGUGCAGACCACCCGCGACGUCUCCGUGCCGGCCUCCGUCGCCGCCUACCUCAAGGCCCACCUCGGCGGGCGCACCACCGUGGAGUUCCUCCAGACCGAGGGCCACCUCCCCCACCUCAGCGCCCCCAGCCUCCUCGCCCAGGUGCUCCGCCGCGCGCUCGCCCGGUCCUAGCAGCAACACGCGCCCGAGGGACCUGAUCGCUAUUUUUACCGCCUCAAUUUUACUCCUCUCGUCAAGAAUCAAAUAUGACGCGACUUGCGCCGUUGCUGUGUGUCAUGAGUCGCCCUUGACUGUACUGUAGUGCUGGUGCCCGAUUUUUUUUUUAACCUUUUUACUGGAGUAGUACUGUGCCUCGCAUCUUGCCUCUCCUGCACCUGUUCGCGCCGCGUGGCGAGGAAACGAGACGGUGCCUCCCCCAGUCCCCCUGCCGUGUCUGAUCUGCAAGCGUUGGCGGGAGAAACUUUUUACUGCUGCUAGUCACCGGCUGAGCUUGGGAUCAGUGUUUCUGGCGGGUCUCCUGACCUAAUGAUCGGCUAAUGUUAUCGAUCGGUAUCAUCAUUGCAGCAUUACGUGCAUAAUUGGGUUUUGGAUAAGUCCUGAGAAGGAAAAGCGAUGAAAAGCCAUGGCGGAUCGCUGCCCACGACAUGCAUGGCCCAUCUUAUCGUCACACCUUCAUGUUUGUCGGCUUGUCUCUGACCAUGCCAUCUAGCAUAGCACCUGCACUACAACUUCGCUUAGCAGAGCAUUACUGUUCGUACGUAGCUGUACGCAUGUAAUUAUUUCUCCCUGAUUAAUCAAUUUUCUUGAAAGAAAAAAAAAGUUGGGCCA
Molecule: messenger RNA, 1848 nt
Organism: Phragmites australis (common reed)
Lineage: Eukaryota; Viridiplantae; Streptophyta; Magnoliopsida; Poales; Poaceae
Product: strigolactone esterase D14-like
Exons: 2
Coding region: 259-1191 (310 amino acids)
Source: RefSeq, a predicted model, not a curated record